CGUGAGCAGAAGUAGUUCUGGUCGUCGUCUACCGUCUCGCUAUAGCCGUUUGAGGGAAGAAGGAGGAAAAUUAUCCGGUAUCGUUAGAGGCCUUAAUAUUUCCCUGAUUUUAUUAAUUGGCAUGAAUUCUUUAUAUAAUAAGGAUAUUCAUGUAUUGGUCUACAUCAAAAUCAUAGUGAGCCAAGCUUGCCACCAAGAGCCCAACAGUCACCAUGAUGCUGAGCACGGAAGGCAGGGAGGGGUUCGUGGUGAAGGUCAGGGGCCUACCCUGGUCCUGCUCAGCUGAUGAAGUGAUGCGCUUCUUCUCUGAUUGUAAAAUCCAAAAUGGCACAUCAGGUAUUCGUUUCAUCUACACCAGAGAAGGCAGACCAAGUGGUGAAGCAUUUGUUGAACUUGAAUCCGAAGAUGAAGUGAAAUUGGCUUUGAAGAAGGACAGAGAAACCAUGGGACACAGAUAUGUUGAAGUAUUCAAGUCCAACAGUGUUGAAAUGGAUUGGGUGUUGAAGCAUACAGGUCCAAAUAGUCCUGAUACUGCCAACGAUGGCUUCGUCCGGCUUAGAGGACUCCCAUUUGGCUGUAGCAAGGAAGAGAUUGUUCAGUUCUUUUCAGGGUUGGAAAUUGUGCCAAAUGGGAUGACACUGCCGGUGGACUUUCAGGGGAGGAGCACAGGGGAGGCCUUUGUGCAGUUUGCUUCACAGGAGAUAGCUGAAAAGGCCUUAAAGAAACACAAGGAAAGAAUAGGGCACAGGUACAUUGAAAUCUUCAAGAGUAGCAGAGCUGAAGUCCGAACCCACUAUGAUCCCCCUCGAAAGCUCAUGGCUAUGCAGCGGCCAGGUCCCUAUGAUAGGCCAGGGGCUGGCAGAGGGUAUAAUAGCAUUGGCAGAGGGGCUGGGUUUGAAAGGAUGAGACGUGGUGCCUAUGGUGGAGGGUAUGGAGGCUAUGAUGACUAUGGUGGCUAUAACGAUGGAUAUGGCUUUGGGUCCGAUAGGUUUGGAAGAGACCUCAAUUACUGUUUUUCAGGAAUGUCUGAUCAUAGAUAUGGAGAUGGUGGGUCCAGUUUCCAGAGUACCACAGGGCACUGUGUACACAUGAGGGGAUUACCUUACAGAGCCACUGAGAAUGAUAUUUACAAUUUUUUCUCACCUCUUAACCCCAUGAGAGUGCACAUUGAAAUUGGACCUGAUGGCCGAGUUACUGGUGAGGCAGAUGUUGAAUUUGCUACUCAUGAAGAUGCUGUGGCAGCUAUGGCAAAAGACAAAGCUAAUAUGCAACACAGAUAUGUGGAGCUCUUCUUGAAUUCUACUGCAGGAACGAGCGGGGGUGCUUAUGAUCACAGCUAUGUAGAACUCUUUUUGAAUUCUACAGCAGGGGCAAGUGGUGGUGCUUAUGGUAGUCAAAUGAUGGGAGGGAUGGGCUUAUCCAACCAGUCUAGUUAUGGGGGUCCUACUAGCCAGCAGCUAAGUGGUGGCUAUGGAGGUGGUUAUGGUGGUCAGAGCAGUAUGAGUGGAUACGACCAAGUUCUGCAGGAAAACUCCAGUGACUAUCAGUCAAACCUUGCUUAAGUAAAGAAGGAACACUAAACAGCUGUUACAGAAAUAAAAGCUGUGCAUUUAUGGGAGUUGUAGAAUGGGAGGGAUGUCUAGCCUAUCCAGUGUGAUUGGUAAUUGGGAAAUAUCAUUGAUUCUGAUCACUCUUGGACAACUUCUUUUUCUUUCUUUCUUUCUUUCUUUCUUUCUUUCUUUCUUUCCUUUUUUUGAAGAAAACAAAAAUUAAGUUUAACAGUUUCGCAUUACAGGCUUGUGAUUCAUGCUUACUGUAAAGUGGAAGUCAAGGUUUUAAAACUUCAAGCUCAGUAAUUUUGAACACUGAAGCAUUCACUUAGGAUGUAAUAACAGCGUUCAGUAUUGACCAUAACUGUUAAAACAACUUUCAGCUUUCCUCAAGUUAGUUAUGUUGUAGGAGUGUACCUAAGCAGUAAGCGUAUUUAGGUUAAAGCAGUUUCACUUAUGUUAAAUGUUGCUCUUAUACCACAAUACACUGAAAACUUUGGAUGCAUGUUGAGAAACAUGCUUUUCUGUAAAACUCAAAUAUAGGAGCUGUGUCUACGAUUCAAAGUGAAAACAUUUGGCAUGUUUGUUAAUUCUAGCUUUUUGGUUUAAUAUGCUGUAAGGCACGUGACUGUACACUUUUACUUUUUUUUUUUUUAAGAUCUGGGACAAUUUUGAGAUGUAAUACCAAUACUUUAGGAGUUUGGUCAUGUCGUUUGUAUGAGAUUCUGAGGCUUUGAUUUAAAUCUUUCCUUGUAUUGUGAUUUCCAUUAGAUGUAUUGUACUAAGUGAAACUUGUUAAAUAAAUCUUCCUUUUAAAAACUGGAAAAAUAA
This is a messenger RNA of Acinonyx jubatus (cheetah), 2381 nucleotides long. RefSeq names its product heterogeneous nuclear ribonucleoprotein H2 (gene HNRNPH2). Gene Ontology annotation, biological process: regulation of RNA splicing. Gene Ontology annotation, cellular component: ribonucleoprotein complex; nucleoplasm. The coding region runs from base 213 to 1562 and encodes 449 amino acids. Lineage: Eukaryota; Metazoa; Chordata; Mammalia; Carnivora; Felidae. The transcript is spliced from 3 exons. Gene Ontology annotation, molecular function: RNA binding. The record is from RefSeq and is a predicted model, not a curated record.